AUGACGCUAGAGAAACACACUUACCCGUUGUUUAAUAAUCGUACACUCCAUGUCGGGUACUAUACGGACGUAAAGAAUAGUCGAGCAUUACGACAAGAUCUACUGGACAAGAAGUUUGAUAUCGCGCUGAUUAAUGCUCAUCUGAUUGCUGGGUCUUUCCAAGUACACGCCGCUGCCUCGCGAGCUUUGCUCUGUGAUGCGUCCAAUCAACUCACCACACGGAGUCUUCACGCUGAGCUCGUCUUUAACAUGUCCGGAUCGCGCAACGUGACCGAGUCUUUCAAGAGGUUUGGUGUCAGCGACGAUACUACGUCGCUUGUGGUGUGCGUGAUCGAUGCGGAUGAAGAAACGCUGAAGCAAGUGGAGACGUUGGUGGAUGGCACACAAGUGCCGUUCGACGAGCUGGGAACGCACUUGACCAGCGAAGACGUAAAGCUCAUUAAAAAGUUCUACAAGAUCUCCGAGCAGGAACUCACAAAGUCAACGCUUGUUGACGCCGCCACGUGCAGAAUAGCAACUAAGAACUGCAACAAAUAA
This is a messenger RNA of Peronospora farinosa, 537 nucleotides long. Lineage: Eukaryota; Oomycota; Peronosporomycetes; Peronosporales; Peronosporaceae. The record is from the annotation of a GenBank genome assembly.